Molecule: messenger RNA, 6764 nt
Organism: Hibiscus syriacus
Lineage: Eukaryota; Viridiplantae; Streptophyta; Magnoliopsida; Malvales; Malvaceae
Exons: 16
Coding region: 1-6759 (2252 amino acids)
Cellular component (GO): nucleus; exosome (RNase complex)
Molecular function (GO): metal ion binding
Source: RefSeq, a predicted model, not a curated record
AUGACGAUGAGCUUAAAACCAAACCUAUGGCUUCAAAAGAAUGUAAACCCUAGCAAAGACAUCGAAGACUCUAAAGCUAAAGAAGAAGGCGAGCUCUCUGAUUCAUACGACGACGAAAACCUGGAUUACUCCACUGCACAGUCUAGUGGUACUAUUGCCCCACCUUCGAGGUCUAAUGUAGCGCCUUCAGCAGUAAAACCCAUACCACCAAAUCUCUCUGGGAAUGCUAUUGCUGGCUAUAAUAUUGCCAGUGCUGCUGAUGUUCUCUCACAACAACCAAUUCCACCAAUUAGUCAGAAAAAUGUGGAGAAGAAUCAGUUGCUAGUUAAAUCCACUAAUCGUAGUCGGUAUGCACCUUCUGGAGUCAGCAAUAAUCUUGUAAUACGCUUCUCAGAUGAUGACAGUGGAAGUGACUUGGAAGAAUGCAGUCGACAAAAACCUGUUGAAAAUAAAUCCAACUCAACUUGGGAUGGUUCACAGAGACCCCUAACUUCAUCUGCACAAAAGAUGAACAAGUUAGGACAGACUUCUAGGAAUAUUACCAGAGUAAUUCCCAAGAAAUCUUUAAGCCGUACAUUUAUAUCAUCUAUGACCAAGACCAAUGGUGGGGCCAAUUCCAAGGUUGCUGUGUCUUCGGUUGAUCAAGGAUCACAAGUUAGAUAUUUUAAUCCCCGCAACAAAAAUGUGGCAUGCCAAGAUCUUAUGUCUGAGCAAGGUGUAGUUUCUAACAAUAGUAAACUCCAGGACUUGAGGCAGCAGAUUGCACUACGGGAAAGUGAAUUGAAGCUUAAGGCUCAACAUAAGGAAACAACAACUAUGAGCCUAGAAAAUAGUGGAGGAAGGAAGUGGAUUGCAACUUCAGCAUAUGCUGGUUCAAUAGAUCCAAAAGAACCACAGAAGAAACGCUUGAAAUCCGGUGGUUCUAAUUUUACCCAAUCAAAUUCAGGUGCCCAACCGGAGGUAUGUCAUGUAAAAUCUAAUUCAGUGGAAAAAAUCCAAAAAAUGGAGACAAACAGUCUUGAGAUCAAGGAUAAGGUUGAGGAAAGCAAGAAAGUAGCUCCAGUAAGCAAAGCCAUGUCAAGCAUUAAAUGGAAAAAGAAAGACGACAAGCUGGUUGAUAUUUCAUCAGAAGAUACAUCUAAAGUGGUGAAGGAUGGUGUGGACUUGCAUAAGAAUUUGCAACAAUCCAAAAGGUCCAGUAGGGAGGUUGAUCCAAGUGUUUUAGAAAAUAAGACUGCAACUUUAACAAGCAUAAGUGCCAAUGCUAUGCCAAAUAACUUGAAAUAUCAGUAUACUGCAAGGCUGUGGAACAGUUUGAGUCAUGUAAAUACCUCUGGUCAUUCUAAUGUAGAUGUGGAUAUACAUUCUUUAAUUGAAAUUGAGGAAAAUCUGGACAAGGAGCUAGAGGAAGCACAAAACCACAGACGCUUGUGUGAAAUUGAAGAAAGAAAUGUGCUUAAAGCUUACCGGAAAGCUCAGAGAGCUUUGAUUGAAGCUAAUGCUAGAUGUGCAGAUCUUUAUCGUCAAAGGGAAAUUGGUUCAGCCCGCUACAGAUCUUUAAUUGUGGACAAUUCCUGUUUAUUAUGGUCUUCCAGGCAACAUGGACACACCAGAGCGGGAUUGGAUAUCUCAGAUGAUGUACCUGAAAAUAUGAACCUUGUACCGACAUAUAAUAGACUACUGUCAGCCUAUGACGGUCUUCAUCAACCAGGGAACGAUGCAAAUGUCCAAUGUAUGAAUAUAGCUCCUCACAAUAUGUCUCUACGGCAUAAUAAUGGACAAAAUUUGGGUUCUGAACCAUGCAGUGAGCAGGAUGCUAGCACAUCAGAGCCAUUUCCUCAUAAUAGUAACAAUGCUGCUAAUGGAUUAAGAUCUCCGUGCAGCCCUAUUAUUUCAGCAGACGAAGGGACUUCUCUAAUGGACCGUGAUUCUAGUCAACCUAGUCCUGACUAUCAGCAAAAACAUAAAAAUUCUGAAGUAAAUGAAAAGAAUGCAAAUAAUGAGUCUAGUAAUCAGGAUUCUUUACUUUUUGAAGCAUCAUUGAGGUCUGAACUAUUUGCAAGACUGGGGGUGAGAACUUCAUCAAAGAACAUUGAUUCGCGUUACAAUGAGCCUUAUAUUGAACGAGAAGCUGAAAAUGAUGUUGAAAGUGGAAAGACCCAGAUGAGCAAUGGUAGUAUUACGCUGUCAGUCUCAGAGGCAGAGAAAAAGCAUCAAUUUGAUGUUUCGGGUAGCUUAUUUCUUUGUGAACAAUGUUUUAGCAACAUUAUUUUGGUUUGUGGUCAGCACCAGGAAAAAAAUAAUAUUGUAAAGUUUGACUCUUCAGCAAAUGUAGUGGACAAUGGAUUUUUUGCUGGAUUUCACUUUUCAGUGACAUCUACAAUAUUUUCACCUUCCAUUUUGAGGAGUGCAAUUGACCAUCUGAAGGUCUUGUCUCCUGUCUCCAGACAAAGAGAGGAUCGUGUCUACAGUGAAGAGGGUGCUUAUGUCAACAUUGAUGAAAUUAAACAGUCUAGUCAGAUUACAAACUCUUUAGAGGAGGCCAUUUGUGAUUUAUUUGGGAAACGAAUGGGCUCAUAUAUGUGCGAUAUUGCAAUUGACCCAUCUUGGCCACUCUGCAUGUAUGAGCUCCGAGGAAAAUGCAACAAUGAUGAAUGCCCCUUUCAACAUGUCAAGGAGUUGUCUAAGAGAAAUACAUAUUUGAAUACAAAUGAUGAUUCUAACGGUGCUGAUUCUCAGCUUGUGCUGGCAUCAUAUCAAGAGCAAAGUAAUGGUCCAACAAAACUUGCCAAAUAUCAUGAUGUUUUCAUUUCACCAACUUAUAUUGUCAGCUUAGAUAUUCUAAAAGCUGAUCCACACGAAUCUGUUGUUCCUUGGGGAAAUGCACACUGCUGGUGGAAGUAUUUCAGUAUUUGCUUAUCUCUAUCAAGCAUUUUUCAGAAAGAUUUACCUACAGAUGAAAGAUUAUCUACAGACGAAUCUUUCAUCCAUGGUGAUGAUGGUCGUAUCGAAGUGUAUGGCAGCUGGAAUAGACAAUCCUCAUAUUUCCAAAGUAGAAAUAGAAUAGCGAAAAAACUCAACCAAUCUUUUGAUACAACGAUCCAGUCCUUGGAGAUGGCUUUGCUUAUCCUCAACCAGGAGGUUAACAAAUUGGAGGGUAUGAAAAAGGCUCUUUCUUUGCUUUCACGGUCCCUCGAGGCUGAUCCAGCAUCAGAAACUCUCUGGAUGGUUUACCUGCUUAUUUGCUAUAGUUGUAGGUUGUUUAUUGGGAAGGAUGACAUGUUUUCUUUUGCGGUCAGAAGCAAUGGAGGGUCAUAUGAACUUUGGCUUAUGUACAUCAACAAUCGAAAACAAUUGGAUGAUCGAUUGGUUGCCUAUGAGGUUGCUAUUUCAGCACUUUGCCGUCAUGCUUCUUCCUCUGAAAAGAAUGUAAUGCAUAUGAGUGCAUGCAUCUUAGACCUGUUUUUGCAAAUGAUGGAUUGUUUGUGCAUAUCUGGGAAUUUUGAGAAAGCCAUCCAGACAGUAUAUAGACGCUUCCCUGCUACAACAAAUUCUGAUGGGCCUCAUUGUUCGAUGUUUUCUAAUAUCCUCACAUGCUUAACCAUUUCUGACAAAUGUGUAUUAUGGGUUUCUUGUAUUUACUUGGUUAUUUACAGGAAGCUGCCAGAUGCUGUGGUGCGGCGGUUAGAGCUUGAGAAAGAACUCCUUCCAGUCGAAUGGCCCUAUGUUCAUCUAGGCAAUGAUGAAAAGAAAAAGGCUCUACACUUGUUAGAAAUGGUAGUAAGUUACGUUGACUCAUACAUCAAUAUCGGAUCAUUUAGGAGUGAAACUGGUAUCAAAUCAGCUCAAGUUUUCGCACUCAAUCACGUUAAGUGUUUGUUUGCAUUUGGUAGUGCUGACUGCAGUCGAAGCAUGUUUGAAAAAUACAGAAAAGUGUAUCCAUCUUGCUUAGAACUUGUUCUGAUAUCUGUACGAGUGCCAAACUAUGAUUCCAAGAAUAUGGGUUUUAUCGGGUUUGAAGAAUCCCUUCAUAACUGGCCAAAAGAAUCCCCUGGAAUUCACUGCAUCUAUAUGUCAUGCACGAGAGAGAAGGCAGAGAAGAAGAAGUUAGACUCGAAGAAAAGCCAUCACUCCUGGCAAUCAACGCUUGAGAAUGCCAAAAAAAACCAAACAAUGCCAGAAAAUCCUGAUCUUUCUGCCAUACGAAAACAACUUGAAGAUUUAACAACUUUGAUGAAGCAAUCACAGGAUGAAACUAAUCCUCCUAAAUGGUGGAAAAAGCAGGAAAGCCGAUUGAGUACGUUGGAAUCUAAACUGGAAACAAAUCAAAGAUAUGUGGAGCAGAUCUUACAUAUUCUGAAUGAUAAAAAGAGUGAGCAAAAGCAAAUUAAUGGGGACUACUUUACUCAACUACAGGAACAACAAAUUCAUGGGGAGAAAGGAAUGGGUCAACUUUCACUGGGUGAGUCUAAACCCAUUUUCCUCACUCCUAAAAGGAUGUUAUCGGUGGCAAUAGAAGGCACAUAUAACGUUUCUCAAAUGUUCGAUAAAAUGUCAGCAAGUGUAGCUAGUGUUGUAUUUCCAUCUAUCACCAGCACCAUAAAAGCUAAUUCACGGCUGCAGCCGAACGUCAGUCUGGUUCGAUACACCAAACUGAUUUCGCGAGAAAAUCGACUGCAGCAGAACGUCAGUCUGGUUGGAUACACCAAUCUGAUUUCGCGAGAAAAUCAAGAAUUGCCUAUGUCGGUUCAAGUUGCUACCUUUCAACCAUUUGUCGUGGAUUUAUCCAGACUCUUGGAGGGCGAGACAAAUGGUUAUAAACUCACAAAAACAGAUUGUGGUGGAAAGGGUAAAAGAGUGGACUGCAGAAGUAAGGAAAAGAAUGAAAAGGUUGUCUCUGGUCGAGUCACUAGAUCAAGAAGUUCUACUCAACCUUCCAUGUCUAUGAGUGGGUUUUCAGGUAUAGGCAACACUUCUACUAUUUCUAAACAGGAUGAAAGAGGACAAUGCCGGAGCAAAGCAAGGAGUGAAGAUGUUUUCACAAGGUCAAGAAGUUAUGUUCAAUCUCCAAAAUUUGAGAAUAGUUCAACAGGUGCAGAAAAAAGUUCUACUGUUGCAAAGCAAGAUAAUAUUGUGCUAACAGAAUCCAUUAAAAAAUCAGGACUAGAGCAUGUUGUUGUUGUUGAGUUAUUGCAAUAUGUCAAGCCAAUUGCUGGAGAACUUAGAUUGUCUGAAUCAAUUGAAAUUUUUUUCCUUAAACUUCAAAUGGUAGAGAUGCUUGCUCUUAUCGGAAAAGAAAUAGAAGGUGGUGAACUAAAUAUUGUUGAAGUGAUUCCAAAAGUUGAAACCCAACAGUGGGUUUGGGGCAAAUAUAAGAAAGAUGUGGGGUAUAAGUUUGGGUCUACUGAAGUUGGUCACAAUGGAAACUUGCUGCCAAUCCACGACCCAUGUUUAGCUAUUGGGUUUCUACCUCUUUAUUCUGUUGGUCUUCGAGUUGGGCAACUUGUUACAUUGAAACGGAGAAAUGAGAGCCCAAAAGAUAUAGGAAGAACAAAUCUCAUGUCUCGGUUUCCAAGUUUCGAUCCUUGGGGACAAGGAUCUACUCGUGGAGGGGGUAAUGUCAUGCACGAGAGAGAAGGCAGAGAAGAAGAAGUUAGACUCGAAGAAAGUAAUUUGGGAAUUACUAAGGAAGGGUUAGGGAUUGAGAGUAAAUCAAUUGGGAAAUUUAGGGAUUGGAUGAAAGAGGAGAGUGGACGUGGGAAGCAAUUUUCUGAAUAUGCCCAACAGAAUGGAAAACCUGAUCUUGCGAAAAAUGUCAUGACAUGCUGGUAUAACUCAGUUUGGAAAGUUCAGUACCCUGAAAGUGAAAAUUUGAAAGCCAUGGAUGGUGGGAACUCUAUUGUCUCUCCUGAAACGGAUUCAACGUUAAAGUCCCACGUCGUGUUACCUGACACAAAUCAGACGGAUAUGAUGUUUGGAUAUCUUAAUCUCUUCCUUUACAACUUUUUGCAAAAUGAUAACAUUGAGGCUCACUCAGCUAUUGACCAGGCAUUGAGGGUCGCCACUACACCCAUGAGUUUCAAUCAUUGUGUAAAUGAGCAUGCCUUGUUUUUGCUCAAUGAUGAGUCACAAAAGAGUGAUGUUCCUAUUAGUUGGCAGAUCAAUACGUUGAAUAUGUAUUUGGAAAUUGCUCGGUCUUUCCAAGUCUGCGAGCCUCUAUCCAGACAUUUUAUCACUGUGAUUGAGAAGCCAAGAGUGCAGCAACUUGUUCGAAACAUUCUGUGUCCAGUCUCAUCUGAUUCUUCUCUUGUGAACUUGGUCCUUGAAGUCUGGUAUGGCCCAUCACUUUUGCCCCAAAAUCUAACUCAGCCAAAGGGUCUAGUCGAUUUUGUGGAAGCCAUAUUGGCAUUAGCACCAUCCAACUACGAAUUAAUGUUUUCUGUGUGUAAGAUGUUAAGCCGAGGUGAUCACAGUAGGGAUGUUUCUUCCGGUCUUUUGUUUUGGGCUGGCUCAACCUUGGUCGAUGCAUUCUUUCAUGCAGUCUCAAUUCCACCUGAGCUCGCAUGGGUAAAUACUGCAGAUAUAAUGGACAAUAUUCCAGGCAUGGAGGCCGUACUUGCAAGAUUUUAUAGAAAGGCUUUAACAGCAUAUCCAUUCUCCCUCAAGUUAUGGCUGUGUUAUUACAAUCUAAUCAGUAAGAUUGGAGACCGGAACAUUGUCGUGGAAGCAGCAAGAGAGCGAGGUACCAAGCUCGAGUGAAGUCU